Messenger RNA from Durio zibethinus, 2443 nucleotides. RefSeq names its product cellulose synthase-like protein E6. The record is from RefSeq and is a predicted model, not a curated record. Gene Ontology annotation, cellular component: membrane. Gene Ontology annotation, biological process: cellulose biosynthetic process. Gene Ontology annotation, molecular function: cellulose synthase (UDP-forming) activity. Lineage: Eukaryota; Viridiplantae; Streptophyta; Magnoliopsida; Malvales; Malvaceae.
UCCAUUUCCAUUUCCUUUUGCAUGCAAUCUUCCUCAUUUUAAUCAUCAAGUCAGCACCUUGAGACUGCAGGGAGAAAAUGGAAAAAAAUGAUUACCUUCCACUCUUUGAAACAAAGCCAGUUAGGGGACGGAUCCUUUUCAGGUUGUUUGCAGCUUCAAUCUUGGUGGGUAUCUGCUUCAUUUGUGUCUAUAGGAUAAGGUUUUUCCCAGUGGGAGGAAAAGUUGAGAAAUGGAGUUGGAUUGGAUUGUUUCUUUCUGAGCUUUGGUUCAGUUUUUAUUGGUUCCUCACCAUAGUUUGUCGAUGGAACUCUGUCUACCGUUUUCCUUACAAAAACAGGCUCUCUCAAAGGUUUGAGAAAGAAUUACCAGGCAUAGACAUAUUUGUAUGCACAGCGGAUCCAUUAAUCGAACCACCAAGCAUGGUGAUCAACACAGUGUUAUCAGUGAUGGCAUAUGAUUAUCCACCUGAGAAAUUAAGCAUAUAUUUAUCAGACGACGGAGGGUCAGAUUUAACGUUCUAUGCCAUGUUAGAGGCUGCGACUUUCUCAAAGAAAUGGCUGCCCUUUUGCAAGGAGUUCAAAGUAGAACCAAGAGCACCCGAGGCUUACUUUAGGACAGCUUUUGAACCAGAUGACGAUCCUGUCAAGGUCAAAGAGUGGCUUUCAGUGAAGAAACUAUAUGAGGAGAUGAAAAUGAGGAUUGAAAGCGCCACAAAGUUGAACCGAACUCCAGAAGACAUUUGUAAACAACACAAAGGAUUUCGUGAAUGGGACUUUGUUUCUAGCAAACGUGAUCAUCAAACCAUUCAUCAAAUCCUAAUUGAUGGAAGAAAUGCUGAUGCCAUCGACGUCAAGGGAAAAACUUUGCCUACUCUUGUAUAUUUGGCAAGAGAAAAGAGACCUCGGUACCACCAUAAUUUCAAAGCAGGAGCCAUGAAUGCACUGAUAAGGGUGUCUUCGAGGAUAAGCAACGCGCCAAUUAUCCUUAAUGUGGAUUGCGACAUGUAUUCAAACAAUUCAAAGGCUAUCAAAGAUGCUAUGUACUUUUUUAUGGAUGAAGAGAAGGGACAUGAAAUUGGUUUUGUUCAGAAUCCACAGAGCUUUCACAACCUUUCUAAGAAUGAUCUCUAUGGUAGUUCCCUAAGAGUUAUAGUGGAGGUUGAGCUUCCAGGAUUUGAUGCAAAUGGAGGGCCUUGCUAUAUUGGUACUGGAUGCUUUCACAGAAGAGAGAGUCUUUGCGGAAAGAAGUAUAGCAAAGAAUUUAAAGGAGAAUGGAGGAGAGUGAACAAAAAGGUUGAAGAAAGUGCAAGUGUCUUGGAAGAAAGAUGCAAAGUCCUUGCAAGCUGCACAUAUGAACAGAAUACAGAUUGGGGAAAUGAGAUGGGGUUGAAAUAUGGCUGUGCAUUAGAAGAUAUAAUCACAGGAUUAGCCAUACAUUGCAGAGGUUGGCGAUCCAUCUACUUUAAUCCCAUAAGGAAGGCAUUUCUAGGAGUUGCUCCGACGACACUGUUACAAUACCUAAUACAGCAUAAGAGGUGGGCUGAAGGUGGCUUGCAGAUUUUUCUCUCAAAAUAUUUUCCUCUUAUUUAUGGACAUAAAAGGAUCCCUCUAAAACUCCAGCUUUCAUACUGUCCCUACUUGCUGUGGGCUGUAAACUGCUUGGCUACACUAUUCUAUGCUACAGUGCCAUCCCUUUGCCUACUUAAAGACAUCCCUCUGUUUCCGAAGAUGUCAUGCCCUUGGGUCCUAUCAUUUGCAUAUGUCAUGAUAGCCAACCGUGCAUACAGCCUGGGAGAAUUUAUAUGGUGUGGAGGCACAAUACAAGGUUGGUUGAAUGAUCAAAGGAUGUGGAUAUUCAAAGGAACAACUUCCUACUUCUUCGCUUUCUUGGACACUGUUAUGAAGCUGUUUGGAUUUUCAGAGACAGCCUUUGUCAUCACUGAAAAGGUGGCUGAUGAGCAGAUAUCUCAGAGAUAUGAGCAAGAAGUCAUGGAGUUUGGCACGCCAUCAAUAAUGUUCACGAUUUUAGCAACACUUGCACUGCUCAACCUCUUCAGUUGCAUUGGGGGAAUAAAGAAGGUUGUGGAUGAUGUUCAAACAAAGGCUUUGGACCAGUUUGGGUUACAAAUACUUCUUAGCAGUCUUUUGGUCUUCUUAAACUUACCUAUGUACCAAGGGCUCUUCUUUCGGAAGGACAGUGGUAAAAUGCCUCCCUCUGUCACAUACCUGUCAAUUAUUUAUGCUCUCUUAACCUGCACAGCAGCCAUGUACUAAGUUACUGUUAUCUCACUUACUAAACAAGCUGUCUUCUUAUAAAUAUGUAGGCAAGUUUAAAAUGACCAAAAGAUUUUAUUUAUGCAAUUGUCAAAUUUGUUGUAGUGUUCAAAUUUUGGUAAUCUCAAGUAUCAAAAAGAAAGAAAUUUGAAAUUGAAAAAAAAAAAAAU